CGUACAUUCCAGAAUAAAAUCACAUUUAACCAUUUAUAUAACAAAGUUGUUUAAAGUUCUGCAAGCUUUUUAUGUUUGUGGUUCUGUGAUUGCAGGAAGAAACAAAACCUUUCUUGGUGCUCUAAUCUGUUUGAUGUUGCUGUGUUGAGGCUUUUAGCAGCAGUGUAGAAGAUGUUCAAGAACACGUUCCAAUCCGGAUUUCUUUCCAUAUUAUGCAGCCUUGGGAGUAAACCAUUGCAGAUAUGGGACAAAGAAGUUGUGAAUGGUCAUAUCAAACGACCUCAGGAUGAAGAUAUUCAAUCCAAUGUACUAGAAAUAAUCGGAUCAAAUAUUCAGUCCACAUACAUUACAUGCCCAGCUGACCCAGCUGCAACACUUGGUAUAAAACUUCCAUUCUUGGUUAUGAUUGUCAAGAAUCUAAAGAAGUAUUUCACAUUUGAGAUUCAAGUUUUGGAUGAUAAGAAUGUCAGGCGACGAUUUCGAGCUUCAAAUUUUCAAGCCGUCACUCGAGUAAAGCCGUACAUUUGCACUAUGCCACUAAGAAUGGAUGACGGCUGGAAUCAAAUACAGUUUAACCUGGCUGAUUUCACCAAGAGAGCAUAUGGUACUAAUUAUGUGGAGACGCUGCGAGUUCAGGUUCAUGCAAACUGUCGCCUGAGAAGGAUAUACUUCUCUGAUCGCCUCUACUCUGAAGAAGAACUCCCACCCGAGUUCAAAUUGUACCUUCCAAUGCAGAAAUCAUGAAUAUGUUGUUGAAGGAUGGAAUGGAGCUUGGAGAGAGAGUUGGAUGUUAUAUUUAUGCAUGCUACAUAUAAUAAGUAUAAUAUUGGACUCUAUUCUAAAAUUUGUAUGUAUGUUGUGCUAGAUCCUAUAUUAACUUUUGCAACAGCUUGUUCCUGACUUGUGUAGGAGGUUCAGAUAUGCUUAUCUCUUAUAUUUGAGGUUAAUUUUAUGAUGUUGUGCUUUGC
Molecule: messenger RNA, 968 nt
Organism: Vigna angularis (adzuki bean)
Lineage: Eukaryota; Viridiplantae; Streptophyta; Magnoliopsida; Fabales; Fabaceae
Exons: 6
Coding region: 172-744 (190 amino acids)
Source: RefSeq, a predicted model, not a curated record